Opisthorchis viverrini is the source of this 1402-nucleotide messenger RNA. RefSeq lists its product as hypothetical. Lineage: Eukaryota; Metazoa; Platyhelminthes; Trematoda; Opisthorchiida; Opisthorchiidae. The transcript has 2 exons. Gene Ontology annotation, molecular function: protein serine/threonine phosphatase activity. The coding region runs from base 140 to 1402 and encodes 420 amino acids. Gene Ontology annotation, cellular component: cytoplasm; nucleus. The record is from RefSeq and is a predicted model, not a curated record.
CUUAGCUGUGAGUCUCACGUAGUCAUUAUUGCCACAAUAUUCCUUCAUCAACUUAUCGAUUUGCUUUUUGAAUAGUGACUGUAGCAUGUGAAGCAGGCCGACCAGUCACCACAUCCCAAAAAGUUGAAGUGGAACCAGGAUGGAUAGGCGUAUGGUUCCCAUGCGAUUACGGUCGAAAAUUAUCCGUCGUAUUGCCGGUCUGAUCACACGACUUCUCGAUCACCAAGUGCUUAAGGGGGCGGUCGCAGACAUGACAGAACACGAAAUAAUGGAUGUGUGUCUUUUAGUGCCAGAUGCAUUAAUGACAGAAACAUCUGUAAUAAAGCUGCAGUCAGACAACCCGAUAAUGGUGGUCGGUGAUAUUUUUGGACAAUACGGUCACCUGGUUCGAUUGUUCAAUAACUAUGGUCAUCCACCGGAACAAAAAUACUUGUUUCUCGGAAAUUACAUCAAUCAGGGCCCGAGGUCUAUUGAAACCAUUGCACUGUUGUUUGCUUACAAAGUUAAGUAUCCAAAGGAUAUAUUUCUACUCCGCGGAAAACACGAGUGCGAGCGGCUGGCCGAAAUCUACGGGCUGUACGAUGAGUGUGUGAAACGAUUUAGCCGCCGCAUUUUUCAUGCAAUUGUACAGGUUUUUCCUUACCUACCCUGUGUUGCCAUUGUAGAUAACCGUAUCUUUUGCGUGCACAGCGGGUUAUCACCAAUGUUUAGCCAAUACGACGUUACUGGAAUCAAGGCGCUGCGGAAAUUCAUUCGCAAACACAUAACUUUGCCAAGUGAAAGCAGUACGAAUCGGCUCAUCUCACAUUUAGUCUGGUCUGAUCCGGAAGAAUCAAUAGACCUGUGGGACCAAAACCCUGUUGGCUUGGGAUAUCUUUACGGAGCAAAAGCCGUAGAAGAGUUUUGUGAACGAUUCGAAAUUCAGCAAAUUAUUCGCUCAAGUGAUGUGAUUCAAAGCGGAUACGAAUUUUUCACUUGCCCAAAGCUACUUACUGUUUUCUCAGCUCCAGACUACAUGGACAUUUAUGAGAACGAUGCAUGUCUUGUAUUCUUGUUUCGGAUGUAUAAACACUCCGAAAUCAGGGGCCAAUUAAAUGUAGUUUCCCCCAUCAUUCGCCUGCGUAACAAGCCAACAAUGCGAAUGAACGUAAGCUUGUCAUCUUUCCCAAUAGAGUUUGGUUCAGGUAUUCGUCUAGCAAGGAUAUUUCUAUGUUCAUUGCAACAUCUUGGCUAUUCCAAUUCCAGUUUUCUUCCUUUCGUUGCUGUAGCUUGUCUUUUCGGUUCAACUCAAUGUCUAUCCACCAUUCUGCGGGUUACCGAAAGAUCGCCUAAAUACAGCGCUUGGAUUCCAUCUUUCGAUUUGUUUAUUCUUCCUGCAAAGGAACGAUGGGAUUUGAGCUAG